Messenger RNA from Photinus pyralis (common eastern firefly), 1088 nucleotides. Its product is annotated as protein spaetzle-like. Gene Ontology annotation, cellular component: extracellular region. The transcript is spliced from 4 exons. Bases 190 to 786 code for a protein of 198 amino acids. Gene Ontology annotation, molecular function: Toll binding; growth factor activity. NCBI's taxonomy places the organism in Eukaryota, Metazoa, Arthropoda, Insecta, Coleoptera, Lampyridae. The record is from RefSeq and is a predicted model, not a curated record. Gene Ontology annotation, biological process: central nervous system formation; regulation of Toll signaling pathway; innate immune response.
AAAAAUAAUAACUUGCCACCUCCUACUACACCUCCGAUUACAAAGUGAUAACCUCAACGCUCUCAUGAAUGUCUUAAUCGAUUCGGUUCGUUCUUAGUUAUACAUAAGACUAUAUAAGAAUCGGUGUCAUUGGAAACCAGUUUAAAUAACGGGUCAUGUGCACAAAAAUUGCGAAAAUCAAUUAGAGGAAUGUUGUCGUCGGUUUUUGUUUCACUUAGUGUGUUUACGGUCAUUCGAUUGAAAAUAGGAGAGACAGCAUCCCUUUCACAACCCUGUUCAGCAAUCAUAUCCAAGAAGCGUGCUGAUAAUCUUGAAGGAGACGAAUCAUUACUUUUGAAUAUAACUCCUAAUUUUACGUUAUCCGAACCAACACAACCUGUUCUAACCAAUCAGACUAAGAGGCAUUCGGCAAUCGUUUUUCCCGAUUCAACUGAAGACCUUGCGGAUAUAAUAUUUCCUGUUGAUGUGUCGCAAUGCGGUACUGCCUCGACGGUCUGCGAAGAUGUUACCAGUUAUCCCUACGAACACAUAAAGUUUGUACUGAACAAACGCAACGAUGCCAAAGGUUUUUUUGGUGUAGACGAAGGAGCCAUCGAGCAUCGAAUAGGAGAACCAGAUGAUAACUUCAUAUGUGCUUCGCUCGAAAAAACAAUUUUUCCAAAGGCCGGUAAAAAUAAGUAUAGUAAAUGGAAGUACAUUAUAAAUCAAGGUGACAACGACGGAUACGUGCAGGGUGUUAGGAUUGAGACUUGCGUUAACUCUUUGCAGAUUGAACGGUCCUUGUAAUCUGCUGGGAAGUGCACCAUAUGGUUUUAUUACAAGCUGUAAACAAAAGUAUAUUUACAGAAGGUUGUUAUCUGUAUCAGAUAGUGGUAUGCCAAUAGCUGAUACUUUUCAAAUUCCAUCAGCGUGUUGCUGCUCCUACAGGAGGAAUAAUGAUUACUUAUUAAACUUUGGCAGAAAGAUUCCAUAGAGUAAUCAUCGGGAUUGGUUAACAUGUCAGUGGUGUCAUUUGAUUUUUUUCUUGAGUAUAGGAAAAUGUAAUAAUUGCAGUAAGAAAGGAGUAAUAAAAUCAGAUGAACAACGAU